GUUUCUCUGCAGCGUCCGUUCACUGACUGUGGUUCAUACUACAGACAGUCAGUUCAGCAGAGCAGAGCGGAGAAAACCACACAGGAAGGAGGAGGAGGAGUGAAGCUGCUCACACUCACAGACACUGACACCUGCCACUGUUUUGCACCGAUGUGACAGAAACUGCAGAGACGAGCUGAGCUGCAGGUGGACGUUAAUCUGGAACACAAUACAUCUGCAGCUGGACAUGGAUUAUUGGCACGCGUCUUGGCCGCUUUGGAUUUAGUGAAGACACUCCACAGUCCUGCGCCUCUUUCUGUCUCCUCCCCGUCAAGAACAGGUGGAUCCUGUUUCUUUGCUCAGCUGUUACAUCCACCUGUAACCUUUAUGGGGAACCAGGUGGAGAAGCUGACGCAUUUAAAUUACGCAGAGGUGCCAACGUCGGACCCAAAUGGGCUCGACUCGGACGGCGACGGACCGCGCAUUGGCGUCUCUUAUAUUUUCUCCAACGACGACGACGACCAGGACGAGAAUUUGGACAACUUCUCAUCAGAGAGCCACACUGUGAACCAUGAGGACAAGCUAUUCGACCCACAGGACGAGCUGGAGUGCGCGAUUUUCUACCGAGAGGAGUGCGUCUACGAGAGGAGCAGCGGAGCCGCGACGCACUCCGCGGAAAGUCUCCUGAACAAGUGUCGACCUGGAGACCUGCUGGAGUUUGUGGCCACCGGACAUUAUCCACAUUGGGCUGUUUACGUCGGCGAGUUCCAGGUGAUCCAUUUACACCGAGGUGAGAUAAAGAUCACCUUCCUCACUGACGUGAGCCAGGGAAAACAGGGCAGGAUAGUGAACGGCCUCUACAGGUACCGUGCGCUCCCACUCGACGUGGUCGUGCGCAACGCUCGGGACUAUGUGGGAUCGAGAGACCAAGAGCUUUACUGGAGAAACUCUGAGUGCUUUGCCGCCUGGUGCCGCUUUGGCAAAAGGGAGUUCAAAAUCGGAGGUGAGAUUAGGAUUGGAAAACAGCCUUACAGGUUGAAAUUAUGCUUUUCGGAGAAGCAGAACCACGUGCUAGAGUUUCAGAGCCUUGAGGACGUGAUCAUGGAAAAGAGGAGGAACGAUCAGAUUGGCAAAGAUGCUGUGAUGCAAGAGCUGGCCAAUCACCUGAAUGCAACACAUGACAUUAAAGAGGAGCACUUUGUCAACUGAUGUGUCAACUGAUGAGUCAACUGGUGGGGAUCUGAGCCACAGUGGGAAAAUCCACAGUUUCACUCUGACAAAUGGAGCUGAAAGAGAAUGCCUCCAUUUAGCCAACUUAAGACUUUUGACCUGAGCCUGUGUGCACAUACACCACACUGUAAGAAGCAUCUUUAGGGGGGGUCAGAGGUGAAAACAUCUGAGGUGACACUCAAGUACAUUUGUGAAGCAAAUUACCAGUGUCGAAACAUACUUUUCACAAACAUAUUUGUAUUUCAAAACGUGACAAAUGUUCAUGCACCACAUUCUAGGUUAGUUCCUCUUCAAAUAAGUGUGAUUUUAAACACCCUCCACCCAAAGACAACGCGACUUUGAAGACUGAGUGUCCACAACUGUUUCUAAUCUAAUGAGCCUUUGCACAGAGGAGCGAAACCACCUCCAAUGUACUUUUACCUGACCACAGUGCUGAAAACACUUACUCCUGUACAACUCAGGUGUUGGAGACCAAUACAAAGCAGAAGAAACUAAACUAUAGCUUUUUCUUACUGUGUGUCAGCUUUGAUGAUUCCCUUCUUAUGCUUUGUAUCUGAGCAUCACACAGCUUUACCCACUCUUGACUAUUUUGUGAACAUAGUAAAUAGUGCACUUUUUCUGAUUCACCCCCUUUCCACAAUUUAUUUUUUUGGAGAAAAAAGAUGUUUGUAUGAAGGAAUAUUGAAAUAAAUCUAUAUUUGAACAGUAAA
Molecule: messenger RNA, 1919 nt
Organism: Solea solea (common sole)
Lineage: Eukaryota; Metazoa; Chordata; Actinopteri; Pleuronectiformes; Soleidae
Product: protein LRATD2-like
Exons: 2
Coding region: 367-1188 (273 amino acids)
Source: RefSeq, a predicted model, not a curated record